Molecule: messenger RNA, 1272 nt
Organism: Danaus chrysippus (African queen)
Lineage: Eukaryota; Metazoa; Arthropoda; Insecta; Lepidoptera; Nymphalidae
Source: the annotation of a GenBank genome assembly
AUGGUUGUCAAAUUAAACAACAUGAAGUACCUGCCACUACUCGUGUUUCAGUUUAUACUGAUGGCAUUAUAUUUUGUGUUUGUAAGAUAUGGCGGGGACAAACACCAUGACGUCAGGGGUUUUGAAGAUACGCAUGUUAUGAUAUUUGUUGGAUUCGGAUUUUUGAUGACUUUUUUGAAGAAAUACUGUUACAGUGCGUUGGGUUUUAAUUGGUUUUUAGCUGCUUUAUCAGUGCAAUGGGCUCUCUUAUGUCAGCAAUUUUACCAUAUGAAAGACAACAUAAUUUAUGCAACAAAAGAAAGCUUACUAGAGGCGGACAUAAUGUCUGCGACAGUGCUUAUAACUUUUGGAGCUGUUCUGGGACUAGCUAGCGGCUUACAGUUGCUUCUCAUUGCAAUUAUCGAAGUUGCUGUAGGAUGUUUUAACUUCUGGGUGGUGGCUGAUAAAUUACAGGCAGCUGAUGUUGGGGGAUCAAUAGCAAUUCACGCAUUUGGUGCAUACUUUGGAUUAGGAGUCAGCUUUGCUUUACAUUUAGGUAGGAAGAAUACUGAGGCGACUCCUCAAGCGACGAGAGCACCCAUUGAAGAUUUAAGUGGGCCAAGUUACAGUUCUGAUGUUACGGCAAUGAUUGGAUCCCUGUUCUUGUGGAUUUAUUGGCCUUCUUUUAACUCUGCUCUUACAAGCACAAACACUGAGUAUCAAAGGGCCGUUAUCAAUUCAUAUCUAUCAUUGGCUUCAGCUACUGUAACAACAUUUGUGAUGUCUACACUUGUGAGCCAUCAUCACAAUAAAUUGGAUAUGGUUCACGUUCAGAACUCCACAUUAGCGGGUGGUGUUGCCGUUGGAUCAGUGUGCAACAUGCACAUAUCAGCUGGUGGAGCUAUUGCUAUUGGCAUAGGAGCUGGUUUUCUCAGCGUUUUGGGAUACAGAUAUCUCACGCCACUUUUAACUAAAAUUGGAAUACCUGACACAUGUGGAGUCAACAACCUACACGGGAUGCCCGGUAUAUAUUCAGGUAUCCUCACAGCCGUAUUCGCUUCGAUGGCUACGAAAGAAGUAUACGGAGACGAAUUGGGAAAUGUUUUUCCAGCAAUGGGCGGUGAAAACGGAAUAACGGCAUCACAACAAGGACUUAACCAAUUCUUAGCUUUAGUUGCCACACUUGUCAUUGGACUUGUUGGCGGAGCUAUUACAGGUGGCAUCGCAAGGUUCUUGAAGCCACUUAGUGAACAAGAGAAGUAUAAUGAUGAAAACGAUUGGGAGCUGCCUUAA